This is a messenger RNA of Malaya genurostris, 370 nucleotides long. Its product is annotated as bolA-like protein 2. Gene Ontology annotation, biological process: intracellular iron ion homeostasis. Gene Ontology annotation, molecular function: 2 iron, 2 sulfur cluster binding. The record is from RefSeq and is a predicted model, not a curated record. The transcript is spliced from 3 exons. Gene Ontology annotation, cellular component: nucleus; cytosol. The coding region runs from base 75 to 332 and encodes 85 amino acids. NCBI's taxonomy places the organism in Eukaryota, Metazoa, Arthropoda, Insecta, Diptera, Culicidae.
ACGUUGCUUUUCAGAAAAUAAUCUUCAUCUUUUGUGAUAUUUUUUUUACUUGUUCCCUUUGAAAUCCGCUGAAAAUGUCCUCUUACACAGGAGAAUAUCUUAAACAAAAAUUGACCGACAAGCUGGAAGCAACGCAUGUGGAAGUCAUAGACGAAUCUGAUGGUUGCGGUGGUAAGUUCAGUGCCAUCAUCGUAUCACCACAGUUCCAAGGAAAAGCUCUCUUACAGCGACACAGACUGGUCAACGCUGCCCUAGCAGAGGAACUGAAAACAAUUCACGCCUUUUCGCAGAAAACAUACACGCCCGAACAGUGGGCCGCCGAAGGUCAUUGAGCCGGCUUGAUCGUGGACGUAGUUGAUAAGUUAUUCGA